Molecule: messenger RNA, 2313 nt
Organism: Phaethon lepturus (White-tailed tropicbird)
Lineage: Eukaryota; Metazoa; Chordata; Aves; Phaethontiformes; Phaethontidae
Product: collagen alpha-2(V) chain
Exons: 30
Biological process (GO): endothelial cell morphogenesis; angiogenesis
Source: RefSeq, a predicted model, not a curated record
GGCGAAGCAGGUCCAACGGGUCCUCGUGGUCCUGAAGGUCCUCAAGGACAAAGAGGUGAAACAGGUCCACAGGGCCCAGCUGGAUCACAAGGUCUUCCUGGUACUGAAGGAACAGAUGGUUCCCCAGGUGCUAAGGGCCCAACUGGAUCUCCAGGCACUGGAGGACCCCCUGGCUUAUCAGGUCCACCCGGUUCCCCAGGACCACAAGGCAGUACUGGCCCACCUGGUAUUCGAGGCCAGCCGGGAGACCCUGGUGUCCCAGGUUUCAAGGGAGAAGCAGGACCCAAAGGUGAACCUGGCCCACAAGGUCCCCAGGGUCCCAUUGGCCCUGUAGGUGAAGAAGGGAAAAGAGGACCUCGAGGUGAUCCAGGGUCAGUAGGUCCACCAGGUCCUGUUGGAGAGAGGGGUGCUCCUGGUAAUCGUGGUUUUCCAGGUUCUGAUGGCUUGCCUGGACCAAAGGGUGCCCAAGGGGAGCGUGGUCCAGCAGGUUCUUCUGGUCCUAAAGGAGGUCAGGGAGAUCCUGGGCGUCCUGGUGAACCUGGCCUCCCAGGUGCAAGGGGUUUGACAGGAAAUCCAGGUGUUCAAGGCCCUGAAGGAAAACUUGGUCCCUUGGGGGCUCCUGGAGAAGAUGGACGCCCAGGUCCAGCAGGUUCAAUAGGAAUCAGAGGUCAGCCAGGCAGCAUGGGCCUUCCUGGGCCAAAGGGUAGUAGUGGUGAUCCUGGAAAACCUGGAGAAGCAGGCAAUGCAGGUGUCCCAGGACAGAGAGGAGCCCCUGGUAAAGAUGGUGAAGUUGGUCCUUCUGGUCCUGUUGGCCCACCAGGUCUGGCAGGAGAAAGAGGAGAACAAGGCCCUCCAGGUCCUACAGGGUUUCAGGGCUUACCUGGGCCACCAGGUCCUCCAGGUGAGGGAGGAAAGCCAGGUGAUCAGGGUGUUCCUGGAGAUCCUGGAGCUGUUGGUCCAUUGGGCCCUAGGGGAGAACGUGGCAAUCCAGGGGAAAGGGGAGAACCAGGUGCAUCAGGACUCCAGGGUGAAAAGGGUAUGGCUGGAGGUCAUGGUCCUGAUGGUCCAAAGGGAAGCCCAGGCCCUAGUGGGACGCCUGGUGAUCCAGGCCCACCGGGUCUUCAAGGUAUGCCUGGAGAAAGAGGGAUUGCUGGAACCCCGGGCCCCAAGGGCGAUAGAGGCGGCAUAGGUGAGAAAGGUGCUGAAGGUACAGCUGGCAACGAUGGGGCAAGAGGUCUCCCUGGUCCAAUAGGCCCCAUGGGUCCAGCAGGUCCCACUGGUGAAAAGGGUGAACCAGGUCCUCGAGGUCUAGUUGGUCCUCCUGGCUCCCGUGGAAACCCUGGUUCCCGAGGAGAAAAUGGCCCAACUGGCGCUGUUGGUUUUGCUGGUCCUCCGGGCCCUGAUGGUCAGCCAGGUGUGAAAGGUGAACCUGGAGAACCUGGUCAGAAAGGAGAUGCUGGAUCUCCAGGACCACAGGGUCUUGCUGGGUCUCCCGGUCCACCAGGCCCUCCAGGUGUUCCUGGUCUGAAAGGUGGUAGAGGAACUCAGGGUCCACCUGGUGCCACUGGAUUCCCAGGAUCAGCUGGAAGAGUUGGGCCGCCAGGACCUACUGGAGCUCCAGGGCCUGCUGGACCUAUUGGUGAGCCAGGAAAAGAGGGUCCCCCAGGUCUUCGUGGUGAUCCUGGUUCUCAUGGCCGUGUGGGAGAUCGAGGGCCUGCUGGGCCUCCUGGUGGUCCUGGAGACAAGGGUGAUGCAGGGGAAGACGGACAGCCGGGCCCGGAUGGCCCCCCUGGUCCAGCAGGAACUACUGGUCAAAGAGGUAUUGUUGGUAUGCCAGGACAGCGAGGGGAGAGAGGCAUGCCAGGGCUGCCGGGUCCUGCAGGUACACCAGGAAAACAAGGUCCCACAGGGCCACCUGGUGAUAAAGGUCCCCCAGGACCUAUUGGCCAGUCAGGUGCCACUGGACCUGUAGGUGAAGCUGGUCCAGAAGGACCUGCUGGUAAUGAUGGUACUCCUGGACGAGAUGGAGCUGUUGGAGAACGUGGUGAUCGUGGUGAACCUGGCCCUGCAGGCUUACCAGGUUCCCCAGGCGGUCCGGGAACUCCAGGUCCUGUUGGCCCUCCAGGAGAUGCGGGUCAAAGAGGUGAAACUGGUUCUCGAGGUCCAAUGGGUCCCCCAGGUCGUGCAGGAAAAAGAGGUUUGCCUGGUCCCCAAGGACCUCGUGGUGACAAAGGUGACAAUGGAGAUCGAGGUGAUAGGGGCCAGAAAGGACACAGGGGUUUCACUGGUCUUCAAGGUCUUCCUGGUCCUCCU